AUGCAGACAGCCAUCGCCGAGGCGGCUCGCGGCCGAGUUCCAGUUCGGCAUGACGGCCGCCUGUUGUAUGAGUGGGAACAAGACCUGACGGAUGUUCAUAUUUAUCUCAAACCACCACCAAAAACAGAAGCCAAGGAAAUCUCUGUGCGAAUUUCCCCCAAUAAGUUGGCCGUUGGCCUCAUAGGAAAGCCGCCUCUGUUUGACGAGGAACUGUCUUCCACAGUUGAAACCGCCGCGUCUUUCUGGAUGAUGGAAGAUGGAGAGCUGCACAUUCAACUCGGGAAAAUGCGAAAAGGAGAAGUUUGGAAAUCCGCGCUGAAGGGCCACGCGACUCUCAACCCCCUCGCUGCAGAGGAAGUUCAGAAAAAACUCAUGUUGGAGCGUUUCGGAGAAGAGCACCCGGGAUUUGACUUUUCAGGUGCAACGUUUUCGGGCUCGGCGCCAGACCCGAGGAGCUUCAUGGGGGGCAUUUCGUACAAGUGA
This is a messenger RNA of Eimeria tenella, 483 nucleotides long. Its product is annotated as nuclear movement domain-containing protein, putative. Gene Ontology annotation, cellular component: cytoplasm. Bases 1 to 483 code for a protein of 160 amino acids. The transcript is spliced from 7 exons. The record is from RefSeq and is a predicted model, not a curated record. Gene Ontology annotation, biological process: protein folding. NCBI's taxonomy places the organism in Eukaryota, Apicomplexa, Conoidasida, Eucoccidiorida, Eimeriidae.